AACACGCAAUCUACGUUCUAGAGUCAUCACAGCCAUGGAAAUACUUGCACGCUUGGCCACGGUCAUCCUGACCUUGACUACCUUUUUCAUCCCAUCGAAGGCUAUACCGGUUGAACCUGAACUCAGCAAGCACGAGACUACGGCCGCCGAUGAAUAUAUGAGUGCAGGCCUUGCAUGUAGGCGUGCUUGAUGCAUUGCAAUUAACUGCGAAGUUCAAACCGUUUAAUGCCGAUAUCAUCAGUCUCGUGAGUCGAAUCCAGGGUUUGGGGUGUCAGCUUGGGACUAGACAGACAUGCGCAGUUACAGUAUAUCGUAAAAUAAAGACCGAU
Molecule: messenger RNA, 329 nt
Organism: Periconia digitata
Lineage: Eukaryota; Fungi; Ascomycota; Dothideomycetes; Pleosporales; Periconiaceae
Source: the annotation of a GenBank genome assembly